Molecule: messenger RNA, 820 nt
Organism: Ilyonectria robusta
Lineage: Eukaryota; Fungi; Ascomycota; Sordariomycetes; Hypocreales; Nectriaceae
Exons: 3
Coding region: 66-554 (162 amino acids)
Source: RefSeq, a predicted model, not a curated record
CUUCAUUCCUCCACCCUCACACCCACCCAACCCUGGCAUUUCCGUCCUACACACCCCUGUUAACAAUGGCGACCCCGGCUGCCAGCUUUGUGCAGAUGAGCGCUUAUUGCCGAAAUCUUGCCGUCGAAUUCGAGAAUCUUAGUGCCAUGCCAGCUGUGCAUGAUGCUCAGAGCAUCGCCCAGGAGCUGCGUGCUAUGAACCAGGAUCUGCGUGAUAUUAAAGAAGUCCUGAAGAAAUUAACUUCCCAAAUGGAUAACGUCCGAUCGGAUGUUAAGGUCUUCUCAACAGAGAAUCAAGCUCGUGAUGGCAAUGCUCUAAUUCGGCUGGAGAAUGCCAGAGCGAAUACUCCUGGAUCUCGACUCCAGCCACUCUUCAGCCAUAUGAAUGGAGCUCCUAUCGAAAACUUCCCACGAACACUUGGCGAAGUUUCAGAACUCAAUGAACAACAAGUGAACAUCUUUCUAUGUGCAUUGGGUCUUACUACCGAUGGGUCCUUGGAGGAACGGCUUCGAAGAUUCUUGUUUGCUUGUGGCGUCUCGCAUAAGCUUCUCUGAUCGUGAUGGACUGGGGGUUCGGAAGGGCUUGUAUUUGUAUGGUCCGCGCCCAGGGGCUCGUGAUGGGGGCUAGCUGGAAGUGCAGUGCGGUGCGGUUUCCGCUGUUGCGUCAUGGCGUGAUGGUCAUGGCUGGGACGAGGAACGCGUGAGGCUGCUACUAUCCGCGUGUCCGGUCAUCGGCAUCUUUACGACUCCGUAUCAUAAGAUGAUGAGAUCAUGUCUCAAUACAUUCAGCUUCUCCAUGUCUGGGUGGUAACAAAUUCAGC